GCUUGCAUGGGUUCAUACAAAAUUAAUUUAGGGCACGGGAAUUGCAGAGAGAAGACUCCCCCAGUCCAUAUUCAUAGUGAAUUAAUCCCUAGUCCCUAUAAGAGUCCAUAUUCAUUGUGAAUUGUUUAUCUUCUUCAUCCUUUAUAUAUUCACAUAAUGGUUCAGUCAGUUUGAGAAGUAGUCAAUCAAAACGAAAAGUUCUUUUUUUUUUCUUGCAUUUCUUGUUGAUUGCCCAUAAUGAAUACUCAGAAGAUUGAUGUCCAAAAACAGAAAACUGGAUCAGUCAACUGUUAUUCUGGAAAAGGUAGUACUUUUUCCCGGCAGCCAUGGAAGAUGGAACUUUGUUUCCAGCCUGAUCAGUUUCCGGCCUCGGAGGGAGGCUCCCCCAAGCAGAUGAUCAACUUGGGGAAUACUGCUAAUAUGUCCACCACCAUUGCUGGCCAUUUCGGGUCUCCAGCAGCUUCAGCCUUCUAUGCAACUGAAGUCUAUAUGGGGUUUCCAGAAUGUGAUUCCUAUCCUGUUGAUUCAGAAACCCUAUCAUAUCCAUCCUCUAACCUUGAUCCGGCAAGUUCUCAAUCAAGGGAUACUCAGAACAUCCCCAGCUGUCUUGAGAAGUCCUUUGGAACCCCAUACCGAAAUUCACCGGUUUGUGACAUCUUGUUCAUCAAGUCUGAGGUUGAAGAUGAGCACCCCUACAGAAUUCUCCGGGAAAAUCAGAAUCAAAGAAUUCCCUAUCAGCUUGUGGAACCCAGCCCUAGAUUUCAACUAAGGAGGCAGUCUGCAAAUCCUUCUCAUGGUACUUACUCUGUUGCUUCAGGCAAUUCUUCUUCACCGGCUGCAGCAGCCUCAAACAAGUCGCGGAUUAGAUGGACUCAUGAUCUUCACAAGCGAUUUGUUGAGUCUGUAAAUCGUCUGGGGGGAGCUGAAAAGGCAACUCCAAAGGGAAUCCUUAGGCUGAUGGGCUCUGAGGGAGUGACCAUCUUCCAAAUCAAAAGUCACUUGCAGAAGUAUCCUAUUGCAAGGCACCUGCCAGGAUCAACAGAAGAAAAAUCCGAGAAGGGAACUUGUGCAGAUUUCAUAACAAAGUUUGACCCCGAAACAGGCGCAAGGAUAGCAGAAGCACUGCGACUGCAACUAGAAGUCCAGACGCGUCUCCAUGAACAAUUAGAGAUUCAAAGAAAUUUACAGCUGCAGAUUGAAGAACAAGGGAAGCAGCUGAAGAAGAUGCUGGACAGCAACAGAAUCCAAAUAAGGCCCUGAUUGAACCCCUUUGACUUGCAUGCCAUAUAGUAAGAUAAGUUGUGAUGUAAAAGGCUUUACAAAUCACCCCAUUUGCCUGCCAGUAUUCACAUUGAUCAUUUUGUUUCUAAGUCCAUCCACAUUUAACACAUAAUUUGUUAUGUUAGUGGAAGUUUUAAUGUAAAUAAUGUUAGUUCAAUGACACAAAAAUAAACAAUUCACACAAAGGUA
Molecule: messenger RNA, 1470 nt
Organism: Vitis riparia (riverbank grape)
Lineage: Eukaryota; Viridiplantae; Streptophyta; Magnoliopsida; Vitales; Vitaceae
Product: myb family transcription factor PHL5-like
Exons: 7
Coding region: 238-1260 (340 amino acids)
Molecular function (GO): DNA-binding transcription factor activity; DNA binding
Source: RefSeq, a predicted model, not a curated record